Messenger RNA from Nicotiana tabacum (common tobacco), 1478 nucleotides. RefSeq lists its product as uncharacterized. Lineage: Eukaryota; Viridiplantae; Streptophyta; Magnoliopsida; Solanales; Solanaceae. Gene Ontology annotation, molecular function: DNA binding. The record is from RefSeq and is a predicted model, not a curated record.
AUAAUAGUAUUUGUAGAGUUGAAUGUGAUAAGGCUCCGAGUCCUGGAAACUUGGCAACGUGGCACGUGUGGUCCAUCUGCUUCACGGCGUGGCGGUUGCUAUCAAUCAAGUUUGAGCAACUUUAUCAAAGAAAGAAACUUCCUCUUAAUUUUAGUUGAAAUUCAACUGUAAAUUUUCUCUGUGGGUUUUGCUCAAAACGAAGCUGAGGUUCUCUGAUUUUGUCACUUUUAAGAAUGGCAAGUCCUAUGGAGAGGGAGAUUCAUAACGUGAUUAAUGAGGAAAUUGUGUCGGUGGAGCUUCCUGCACCUCCUUCCUGGAAAAAAUUGUUCAUUCCAAAGCAAGGGAGUACACCAAAGAGGAAUGAGGUUGUAUUUAUUGCUCCAACAGGAGAGGAGGUCAAGAACCGCAAACAGUUGGAGCAGUAUCUCAAAUCACACCCUGGUAACCCUGCAAUAUCAGAAUUUGAUUGGAGUACCGGCGAGACUCCAAGGAGAUCAACAAGGAUCAGUGAGAAGGCAAAGGCAAUGAGACCACAAUCACUACUUGAAUCACCAAAGAAAAGACGCCGAACAUCAUCUGGUGCAAAGAAAGAGAGCAAGGAAGCGGAAGCUGCAAGAGUUGACCAGGAAAGUUCAGAAACAAAAGAGAUGGAAUCUGCCAAAGAAGAAAAUGAAAACUUGGAGAAGAAAGACGGAGGCGCAGAACCUGAAAUGGAUGGCAAGGGGAAGAAAGAGGUGGAAGCUGCGGAUGAAGAGGCAGAGGGCAUGAAGGGUGCUGAACUACACCCUGAGGAGAAGCCAGAAAUGGAUGACAAGGGGAAGAAAGAGGUUGAAGCUGCGGAUGAAGAGGCAGAGGGCAUGAAGGCUGCUGAAAUACACCCGGAGGAGAAGCCAGAAUCUGAACCCGAGAAAGUUAACAGUGCUGAUGAUGGCAAACUGGACAAGUCAGAAAAUGCAAAGAUUGAGGACAAACAAGUAUCUGGAGAAAAGCUGGAGUCUCAAAGUGACAAAGAAAGUCCUGCAGCUGAUGUGAAUGAGAACAAGCCAGAAGCUGUCACCGCGGAAGGGAUCAAUGAAGCAGUAGGGGGAAGUUCCAAAGAUGUGGAAAAUGCUGUUACUGGGGAAUCUAAUGAGGGCAAAAAUAGGUCGCAAGAAGAGGAGAAAGAAAUGAAAGGAACUGAUUUGGUUAUGGGAAAUAACAAGAUGAACCAACCAGGGCCGGCUCAUUCCCAGCAGCAUCAGUCACCUGCACCUAUUAGCUGCUGAAUGUAUCUCCCUUUAGGACAUCUCAUGUUACAUGUUUACUGACUUUUGGAUUCAUUUUGAUUAUUGUAAUAGAAAUCUGUGGUAGUUUAGGGUCUAGAUUUCAACUUGAUCUUUUAUGUGUAUGUAGUUUGUUUCUAUUGUGAUACGCUGAUCUGUCAUUAAACCUUGAUGUAGAAUAUAUUAGCUGAAUCAGCGAGUUUACGGUUUCCUAUU